UAAAUCGAGGUGGGCGGACCAGAGACACCGGCGGAUUAAACCUCGAGCAUCCUGUUAUUUUUUAAAGCCGCGCCUCAUAUAGAAACGCUCAGGGAUGGCAGGAAGCCCUGAUCACCAACAAGGGGAUGAAGGCCCUCAGAACACAGUCAUUCGCCUUCAAAGCUACUUACACGGAGGAACCUCCAGCUUGCUGUCAACGGUCCCCACCGUAUUUGUUUUUCCCGUCUACAAGACCAUUUUCCGUCAACAGAUCCACAAUGCCUCAGUGCAGCAGGCGGUGGGACAGCUCUAUAAAGAGGGUCCUCUAAAGCUCUAUAGGGGCAUGGUUCCACCACUCCUGAUGCGGACCCUGAAUGGCACUCUUCUCUUCGGCCUCCAGGACACACUCCUCCGUCAACUUUCCCUGUCAACCACCACCUCGGCCGCUGCCCUACCUGCUCUGGCUGGAUUUGGGGCAGGUAUUGUGGAAGCUGUGGUCUUCACCCCAUUCGAGCGAGUUCAGAAUGUGCUGCAGAAUGGCCACAAUGACAAGUAUCUACCGUCCCUGAGGAGUGUUCUCACGAAAUUGAAAGUAGAAAGGAUAAGCCAGGGCUAUUACAGAGCCUUCCUGCCCAUCGCAGCCCGCAACGCCCUCGGCAGCUCCCUGUAUUUUGGCAUGAAGGGGCCUGUGUGUGCCGUUGUGGCGGGACAGGGACUCUCUCCCAUGACCUCCUCAUUCGUCUCAGGAACACUGACCUCGAUGGUAAUCAGCUUGACUCUGUACCCUCUGUCUGUGCUGGUAGCAAAUAUGCAAGCACAGGUGGGAGGAGAGGUUAAGGGUGUCAUUGCAUGUUGGAGGCAGCUGUGGAAAUCUCGGAAUCAUAGCUUGGUUCUGUUGUAUCGAGGAGGGACCCUUGUUAUCCUAAGGUCAUGCAUUACGUGGGGAAUCACCACAGCUAUUUACGACAGACAACAGAAAGGAUCCUCCUGAACGUGGAUGCUGAAAGUUAUUCUGCAUCAACCCUACUUCUCAUUAAGUGCAAAUAUAAUAAAAGACUUUAUUCUUCUGAUUUAGUAGGUUUUUGAAGUCUAGGCCUUUCUUACAGAAGAAAUUCUGAUUCGUCAGAGUAAAACUCAGGUGUUCCAUAUCUCAGUUAAAAUUACUCCUGGACCUGUGACUGUGUUAGAGCCGUUAUUUGCAAGAAAGCUGAUGAUUGUUUUCACAGGAAACUGAGGUUUGAUGCAGUGGCUUACCUUUGUGCAACUUGUACAGAGAAUUAAAUGUUGAAAGUAUUUCUCAACAAAAUAGCUCUUGGAUAGGAAAGUUUAAUAGUGAAUGUUAUUUUAAUUGCAAGUGAAACAACAUUCACUUGAAAUUGAAAUUAAUGUUAUUUUACUGUUUUUUUUGUUUGUUUUUUUACACUUCCUUUAGUUUUCUGCAGUUACUCUGACUGACAAUGCUAAAUGUCUUGUUCAAGGUAUCUGUUUAUUGGUGGAGCACCAGCUCCUAGAUCCAGUUCCUGUGUAAAUAAUCAUCAGUUUCUUUGUAUUUAACCACCCAAUGCAAACAUGGUUGAUGAAACAUCAUAGAAAAUUUUUUACGUAUUUUUUUUUUUUUGUCAUUGGAGUUGUAUAAUAUUAAAAAUUGGAUUUAUUUUUGGACCAAUGUGGCUCCAACCUCUGGGAAAUCUUGAUUUGUUAUGAAUGAAUGAAAUACAAAGAAAAUUAUGUUCUGCAUGUCAAAUAUGAACUAUAUGCAACAAUGCAAACUAAUAUCAUUACUGCCAAGAAGCUUUGGUGAACAUUUCUCACGUUCCUCAAGUUUUAAGCAGAUUAUGGUGCUGGUUAAAAAAAACAACUGCCUUUGUUCUUGUUGACUUUUAUGGGAAUUUGUGCUCAUUGCAAUGCUGUUACAUAUUUGUGAAAAAUAUAGUCUGACAUUUUUACUAAUAUAAUGGUUAGCUUGAGAACACAGUCGGUGUCUUUAUUGAACAAAUGUGAUCAGAUAACCAUGCAGUAACUUAACGUCAAAUGUACAACAAAAAGCCUCUGAUUUACAAAAAAUGGGCACAUAUGGGUAACAGAAGAUCCCCCAAAAAUAAUUUGUAUCAAUGAAAAAUGAAUCAAGAGUUUACCUUUAAAUGCAUGUUGACUGGACAUCAAUUAAGACAAUGUUGCAUGCAGCGCAAUAUCAAGACACUUAUAUACAGUAUCCUGUAAGUAAUGUUAUUGUUGGUAUGAUAGCAGCUUAAGACGUGGUUUACAGGCACCCAGACAAAAACAACUUAACAGUAAAUCAUAAUGUUGUAAACCAACUGUGUCAGUUUGACCUUUUAAUUAUUUAUUGUCUUCCAGAUUGUCAAUUUAAAUUAAUCUUAAAUGAUUAAUUUUUAUGCAUUUUGUAUCAAUGGUUGUUGGUGGCUUUUUAGGUGCUGAAAACCAUUCAACUGAUUCUUGAAUA
This is a messenger RNA of Xiphophorus maculatus (southern platyfish), 2440 nucleotides long. RefSeq names its product solute carrier family 25 member 53 (gene slc25a53). Bases 95 to 970 code for a protein of 291 amino acids. The transcript is spliced from 2 exons. The record is from RefSeq and is a predicted model, not a curated record. NCBI's taxonomy places the organism in Eukaryota, Metazoa, Chordata, Actinopteri, Cyprinodontiformes, Poeciliidae.